Thamnophis elegans (Western terrestrial garter snake) is the source of this 3033-nucleotide messenger RNA. It is a transcript of the gene CPSF2, whose product is annotated as cleavage and polyadenylation specific factor 2. NCBI's taxonomy places the organism in Eukaryota, Metazoa, Chordata, Lepidosauria, Squamata, Natricidae. The coding region runs from base 189 to 2540 and encodes 783 amino acids. Gene Ontology annotation, molecular function: RNA binding. The record is from RefSeq and is a predicted model, not a curated record. Gene Ontology annotation, cellular component: mRNA cleavage and polyadenylation specificity factor complex. The transcript has 15 exons. Gene Ontology annotation, biological process: mRNA 3'-end processing by stem-loop binding and cleavage.
GAGCUUACCGGUUUCUUACCCCAAAAUGGUGGCGGCGGCAGCGGGAAGCAGGGCGAGGGGUGGCUGAGUGGGCACGUGCGGGUUUUUCUUUUCUCCUUUCCCUUUCCCGAAUAAAUGCGGGUGCCCGGAGGUAACUAGGGGGUGCUAAACAGUAACUAUUUUUGGUGAGAACAUUUGGGGAAUGAAAAAUGACAUCAAUUAUCAAGCUAACAACCCUCUCAGGGGUUCAGGAAGAAUCUGCUCUCUGCUACUUACUUCAGGUAGAUGAGUUUCGCUUUUUGUUGGAUUGUGGCUGGGAUGAAAAUUUUUCUAUGGACAUCAUUGAUUCUCUGAGGAAAUAUGUUCACCAGGUUGAUGCAGUACUUCUUUCACAUCCUGAUCCUCUGCACUUGGGUGCUCUCCCAUAUGCAGUAGGAAAGAUGGGGUUGAACUGUGCUAUUUAUGCAACUAUUCCUGUAUACAAAAUGGGUCAGAUGUUCAUGUAUGAUCUCUAUCAGUCACGCCAUAAUACUGAAGACUUCACCUUGUUUACUUUGGAUGAUGUGGAUGCAGCUUUUGAUAAAAUACAACAACUAAAAUUUUCUCAGAUUGUCAAUUUGAAAGGUAAAGGGCAUGGUUUGUCUAUCACACCAUUACCAGCAGGCCACAUGAUAGGAGGUACGAUAUGGAAAAUAGUUAAAGAUGGAGAAGAGGAAAUUGUUUAUGCAGUUGAUUUCAACCACAAGAGGGAGAUUCAUUUAAAUGGAUGUUCCUUGGAAAUGUUAAGUAGACCUUCUUUGCUCAUCACUGAUUCGUUCAAUGCUACUUACGUACAGCCAAGGCGGAAACAAAGAGAUGAGCAACUGCUAACAAAUAUUUUGGAAACAUUGAGGGGUGAUGGAAAUGUCCUAAUAGCUGUGGACACUGCAGGGAGAGUUUUGGAACUUGCCCAGCUGCUUGAUCAGAUAUGGAGGACAAAAGAUGCUGGUUUAGGAGUUUAUUCCUUGGCACUUUUAAACAAUGUCAGCUACAACGUUGUGGAGUUCUCAAAAUCUCAGGUGGAAUGGAUGAGUGACAAGCUAAUGAGGUGCUUUGAAGAUAAGAGAAACAAUCCUUUCCAGUUUCGUCAUCUGUCUCUUUGUCAUGGACUUGCAGAUUUGGCUCGUGUUCCUAGUCCCAAAGUUGUUCUUGCUAGCCAGCCAGAUCUGGACUGCGGAUUUUCAAGAGAUCUCUUCAUACAAUGGUGUCAGGAUCCCAAAAACUCUAUUAUUUUGACAUACAGAACAACUCCUGGAACACUAGCACGGUUUUUAAUAGAUAAUGCUUCUGAAAAAGUUAUAGACAUAGAGCUCAGGAAACGUGUAAAACUUGAAGGAAAAGAACUUGAAGAAUACCUGGAAAAAGAAAAAAUUAAAAAAGAGGCAGCAAAAAAGUUAGAGCAAUCAAAAGAAGCAGAUAUAGAUUCCAGUGAUGAGAGUGAUGCUGAAGAGGAUAUUGAUCAACCAUCUGUUCAUAAGACCAAACAUGAUCUCAUGAUGAAAGGUGAAGGAAAUCGUAAAGGAAGCUUUUUCAAACAAGCCAAAAAAUCUUAUCCUAUGUUUCCUGCUCCAGAAGAGAGAAUUAAAUGGGACGAAUAUGGAGAGAUUAUCAAACCUGAGGAUUUCCUCGUUCCAGAACUUCAGGCAACAGAAGAAGAAAAAAACAAAUUAGAAUCUGGCCUUACAAAUGGAGACGAGCCUAUGGAUCAAGAUUUAUCAGAUGUUCCUACUAAAUGCAUUUCAGCAAUGGAAUCAAUGGAAAUAAAAGCUCGAGUUACAUACAUAGAUUAUGAAGGCCGCUCUGAUGGAGACUCCAUUAAAAAAAUUAUUAAUCAGAUGAAGCCACGGCAAUUGAUUAUUGUCCAUGGACCUCCUGAGGCCAGUCAAGAUCUCACUGAAUCUUGUAGAGCUUUUGGGGGGAAAGAUAUUAAAGUUUAUAUGCCCAAACUGCAUGAAACCGUAGAUGCAACCAGUGAGACUCACAUAUAUCAAGUUAGGUUAAAAGACUCCCUAGUCAGUUCCCUUCAGUUUUGUAAGGCUAAAGAUGCAGAACUUGCAUGGAUAGAUGGAGUUCUGGAUAUGCGAGUAUCAAAAGUAGACACAGGGGUAAUUUUGGAAGAAGGGGAACUGAGAGAUGACGGUGAGGACACUGAAAUGCAAGUAGAUGCACCCUCUUCAGAUUCCAGUGCUGUGGCACAGCAAAAGGCCAUUAAAAGCCUCUUUGGUGAUGAUGACAAAGAAAUCUGUGAGGAGAGUGAAAUUAUUCCUACUUUGGAGCCCUUACCACCCAAUGAGGUUCCUGGACAUCAGUCGGUCUUCAUGAAUGAGCCAAGAUUAUCUGAUUUUAAGCAAGUUCUAUUGCGAGAAGGAGUCCAAGCUGAAUUUGUGGGAGGAGUUCUAGUGUGUAAUAACUUGGUCGCUGUUCGCAGAACUGAAACUGGACGUAUUGGAUUGGAAGGUUGUCUCUGUGAAGAUUUCUAUAAAAUUAGAGACCUUUUAUAUGAACAGUAUGCUAUUGUCUAAGGAGAAGUGUAAAUAUAUGUGUAUAUAUAUAUAUGGACUUGUUUUAUUUUUAUCAGAUUCUUUUACAGAAUGCAUAAGAAUAAUUAGUAGCCAUUACUAAACCUUUCUAGUUGAUGAACCAGUAUUGAUACAGUCCGAGAAAGUUUACUCUAUAUAAAUAGCCUGUAUAUUUGCUGGUUAUAUUUUUCAUAAUAAUACAACUUUUCACGUUGUAGCUUUUCAACUUGCAGAUAGAUCAUUUUACAUAAUUUUUUGAGAUCCGAUCUUGACAAAUUUGCAUUUAGUCUCUGUUGAAAGCAAUGGGAUUUGGCAUGAUUAAGAUUUCCAUUAUUUUCAGUGGGAAGUUAAGGUUAUGCUUAAAAAAUAUAAAAUAAUUGUAUGUUAAAAAUGUCUCUGAUUUGCAACUAAAUGUUUAUGUCCAUCCCUUGAUUUUUGUAGCAAAUUGUACAUUUUUGUUUUGAUAAAAGCAAAGUGAAUAUUCAUUGAGAAUCAA